CGACCUCGUACGUGAAUCCUUCCAGGGCUGAGAAUGCAUCCGAGAGGGAGAAUCGUGUCUCGCUUCUGGACACACAUGAUUUCGAUCCUCUGAUCCUCCCGAGUCUACCAAGUGGAGCGGGCUUCCGCUGCGCAGGCAAAAGGGCCGAUAGUCUGACGGACAGUCCUCCCUGACUCUGUAACUCUGGUUGGAAGAUACUUUUGCUAUUAGAUUCAAAGUAAUUCUCACUUCGACAAUGCAGGUUGCCUUGCCUUUGGAGACCCUCGUCCUAUUCCUCUCUUUUGUACGGGUAACGCUGUCUUGAACAGUGUCCAUCCUGAGCUCGCCUUGACGACGAGCUAAUUCCACGACCGUCUAUACCAACAGCAGCAUCCAUGGCAAAGAGCGUCUGGAAAAUAUGCGCUCUUGCGAUUGCUCUGGUCCAGGGCACCGCCGCCGCCAUCACUAUCACCUCUCCCCCUAAGGCUAUCCUGCCGCGAGCCACCGGAACGUCGCCAAAAGCAUCAGCAUGUGCCGCUGCAUCCAGUGCUUCGAAACAAUUUCUAGCCGAGCAACCUGGAGCCACGCAGGUAGUUAUAGCUGCCGAGCUCGCCUAUGAAUGCAUGAGAUCAGUCCCGAACUACCAAGAGCCUGCAAUCCGCCUCCUGAACUCUUUGCGGACGUUUCUCGAGUUUCAGAGCAACAAAGAAUAUCUGCUCAAUCCCCCGUCGGGCUACCUCUUUCCGAGCCUGGAUUUCGAUGGAGAGUUUGACACUAUACAGAAAAAGGUGGAGGCAGGGGCAUAUGAGAGCGAGUAUGACAUGCAGGUGGACAUUACGGCAUUGUUGACGUCGGCACGUGACGGACACCUUUCGUGGAAUGGUGAUCUAAUGAAUUCCUUUACCUUUUCUCGUACGACUGGUUUGGCUGCAGUCUCUUCAGAUGGGGAGGAGAUUCCGCAAGUGUAUUCUCAAGACGAUCUUCUGGCGGCAGAUGGUGAUACAGGCAAACUAGGCCCAGCGACGGGAUAUGCUCCUUCGCCAGUCACCAGUAUUGACGGCGUUGAUGUCGUGACGUUCCUGUUGACCCAAUCUAUGGUCACGAGAUUUCAAGACCCGGAUGCUCUAUGGAACCUAUUGUUUCCCACGUUGGCCAACAAGUGGAGCCCGCUGUUCCAGGUGCCAACUUAUUACCCAGGGCCUUCAACUAAUAUCACCUUUGCAAAUGGAACUACCUUCCAAUAUCCGAACGUUGCUAUAGUCAAUGUGCCUCUGGAUGGGAUCCAGACGGGAGACGACGCCUACUCCUCAUUCUGUCCUGGCGCCUUCGAAACACAGACAGUAUCUGAUACAACCGCUGCCAGCAGCGCAACUUCCACCUCCAGCUCACAGGCACCUGCAACAACGGAUGCCCCACCAGCCUCACCAACCAUCCCUGGGUUUCCGUAUCCAGUGAUCAAGCACAGUGCUGGUUCGGUUGCCGGGUAUUACCUGAAUGAUACAGGUCUUACCGACGUGGCUGUCCUUCAAAUCCUAGAGUUCCAGUCGCAGACUGACAAUUCUCAAGAAUAUGAGAGGGAGUUUCAGUCAGUGGUGGAGAAGUUUCUUGAUGCAUCGGUCCAGACCGGAAAGAGGAAGUUGGUAAUUGACCUUCAGGGCAACGGAGGUGGCUACAUCGACCUUGGCACGGAUACCUUUGCGCAACUAUUUCCAUCCAUUGCACCCAACUCGAAGUCCAACUUGCGAGACCAUCUUGGUUUUUGGAUCCUUGGCAACGCUGCCUCGGAAGCCGUCACAGCUGCCAAGAAAACCUCCGAUGUCUCCGACGAGCAACUCGAUGAAUAUGUCUAUAGCCCGAUGUCAUAUCAGUCGGUCGUGAGUUACCAGUUUUACGAUUUCCCUGACUUUGAGACAUACUACGGUCCAUACCCGGCGUAUAGUGGGAACUGGUCCGCGUUCUUCCAGAACAAUUACACAGAUCCAAGUUCGUCAGAUUUCGAGGGCCAGGGUAUAAUUAUUACAGGGACGAAUAAUCGCACUGGACAUCGACAACCUUUUGCGGCGCAGGAUAUCGUCGUGCUUACUGACGGCUAUUGCGCAAGUACGUGUACAGUAUUUUCCGAGUAUCUGAAAAGUUUCGCAAAUGUGCAGUUUAUUGCAGUGGGUGGACGACCACAAACGGGCCCUAUGCAGGCAGUUGGUGGUGUGAAAGGCAGUCAGGUCUUUGAAUUUGACGCAAUGGUCCCAAAUUGGGUCGAUCUCUUCAACAGCCCUAACAACACAUUCUUGGGCCUGGCGAAUGGCACAAUCUGGGAGAACUUCACCUACGAGCCGGUGUUGCGCGAAAUGGGAUACAGCGGUGGAGGAGUAAAUGGACGCAACCACUUCCGGAUAGGGGAUCAGACGAACACUCCACUUCAAUUUGUCUAUGAAGCCGCCGACUGUCGCGUCUGGUGGACGAGAGAAAUGUUGUACGAUCCGACGUUCCUUUGGUCGCGAGUGGCGACCAUAGCUUUUCAAGAGCGAAAAGGGACACAGUUUAACUCGAAAUACUGUGUCACAAACAGCACAGGAGAUCCGACCAGUAUCUCCGGAGGGUGGAAGGCUCCGUGGCUGGGACCGCAAAAUCCGCCGGAAAAUGCAAGAGCGACGAUCAACGGCUGGAAACUGCAAGGCAAACCUCUGCAAGCAGUCUCACCAGGACAUUCGACGACGAACUCGAAGCAGACAGGGACCGCCUCACCUGCAAGCUCAACAAUAGGGGCAAAGCCAACUUCGACACCAGGUAGUGGGUCGGGCAUGGUCUUUGGGACUGACGCCGUGGCUGACAGCAUUGAUAUUGAUGGCACCGAUGUCAACGGCAUCAAUGUCGACAGUGCUGAGUUGACCUCGAUUAAGCAAGCAUGUUCCACCUACACCGGGGAUGCGUGGCUGGUAAAGGCAAUUUGUGGGGCCUUGAACGGGUCGAAAUGAACCUUUGGGGAUUUAUGGUGACGCGUGAUUUUUGAUACUGUUAGCCAGCGCGCAUUGGGUGGCGUUUGGACUAUCUGUGUUCUUCUUGUAUCUUUUGGGAAGGAUGCUUUUCACUUCAAAGAUCGAUACCCACGAGAGAGAAUUGAUAUCUAUUCUGCGGAAUGCCACUUUUCGUAAUUGCAUUCAAU
Messenger RNA from Cladophialophora immunda, 3139 nucleotides. RefSeq lists its product as uncharacterized. Gene Ontology annotation, molecular function: serine-type peptidase activity. The record is from RefSeq and is a predicted model, not a curated record. Bases 375 to 2951 code for a protein of 858 amino acids. Gene Ontology annotation, biological process: proteolysis. The transcript has 3 exons. Lineage: Eukaryota; Fungi; Ascomycota; Eurotiomycetes; Chaetothyriales; Herpotrichiellaceae.